CCAAAACCACCUCGAAACCACUAACCUCACAGCAGUCAACCGAGUUCUCAGCGCACAACAACCGCCACCAUGAGAACUUACGACGACUCUUUCUCCGGUCAGAGGAUCUACCCUGGCAAGGGUAAGCUCUACGUCCGAGGCGACAGCAAAGUCUUCCGAUUCCAGAACGGCAAGUCCGAGUCGCUCUUCUUACAGCGAAAGAACCCCCGCCGAAUCUCAUGGACCGUUCUCUACCGACGACAACACCGCAAGGGUGUCUCACAGGAAGUCACCAAGAAGCGCACGCGCCGCACCGUCAAGGCCCAGCGACCCAUCGUCGGUGCUCCCCUCGAAGUGAUCAAGGAGAAGCGAUCGAUGCGACCCGAGGCCCGCUCCGCCGCCCGCGCCCAAGCCAUCAAGGAGUCCAAGGAGAAGAAGCAGGAGGCCGCCGCCGCCAAGAAGUCGGAGAAGGCCAAGAAGGCUACCACCGCCGCCAAGGGCCAGACCCAGCGCAUCGUCGGCAAGCAGAGUGCCCGCGGCGCCCAGACCAAGAUCCAGGCCAACACCCGCUAAGCCAGCCAGCCCCCUGUCUGUCUGUCAAAGUCGAGUUGGGGUCAUGGGGUUUUGGUUCGGGGGUUGUUAGGUCAAUCUUCUGGCGAGGAUUCCUAGGGUGAAGGGUUUUUUAACGUAGUGGUACGAGGACAAAAAGAGAGAAAGGGGUGAUGAUGAUACGGCAUAGCAUCUCUAGUGUUGUUGUAGUAAGCCCUCUUGCGUCCGGCGGCGUCUUGGGUGGGAAACAGUUUUCUUCCUCGAUUGCGAAUAAAGAGAAAACCUUCACGUAGCACACACACACAUAUGUAUUCGGUUGGGGGGGAAUGCAUAGAAUCUCUCAUGGUUAAUAUGGUCAUGGGAAUUCUAAACCUGGUAGCUUCAUAAUACCAGCUCGUUCUACGGUCUGAAUUCGUACAUCUCGCGGUCCCCUUUUUGCCAUGUGAAACGAGAUAUUUUGUUACUGAAUUUCAAGUCCAAGUACCCGAGUGCGCAUCUAUCAAAUACCUAUCUUAUGAAAUAACACACACCAAAAACAUGCAUUAUUC
Messenger RNA from Daldinia vernicosa, 1076 nucleotides. RefSeq names its product 60S ribosomal protein L24a. Lineage: Eukaryota; Fungi; Ascomycota; Sordariomycetes; Xylariales; Hypoxylaceae. The record is from RefSeq and is a predicted model, not a curated record. Gene Ontology annotation, cellular component: cytosolic large ribosomal subunit. Gene Ontology annotation, biological process: cytoplasmic translation. The transcript is spliced from 3 exons. Gene Ontology annotation, molecular function: mRNA binding; structural constituent of ribosome. The coding region runs from base 70 to 552 and encodes 160 amino acids.